AUGUGGCAUCUCCAACGUGCUCGAUCCACUGCAGCUGGUGGGGUGAGGGGUACCAGAACCGCAGUAUCAGACACCAUGGAUCGCGUAAACACCACACCCCGCCUUGCGGAGCUCCGCAAGCUAAUGAAGGAGAACAACAUCAGUGCUUACAUCGUUCCCUCCGGCGACAGCCAUGCCUCCGAAUACGCCGCGGACUGCUUCAACCGUCGAGAAUACCUCUCUGGCUUCGACGGAUCUGCUGGAACCGCCGUCGUUAGCGAAGAGGCGGCCGCACUCUCGACCGACGGCCGAUACUUUAACCAGGCCACAACGCAGCUGGAUGACAACUGGAGGCUGAUCAAGUUCGGUAUCCCCGAGGAGAUCACCUGGCAGGACUGGGUAGCCGAGCAGUGCAAGGACGGCAAGGCGGCCGGCGUGGACCCUACACUCAUCACUCCCUCUGUCGCGAAGAAGCUCACGGAGACCAUCCAGAAGGCUGGUGGCUCCGGACUGGUCGCCAUCAAAGAGAACCUGGUCGACAAGGUCUGGGGCAGCGACCGUGCCGCCACGCCUACCAACAAGGCCUUUAUCCACCCGGACAAGUAUGCUGGCAAGACCGUCAAGGACAAGCUCGUCGAGCUCCGCGAGGAGAUUACCAAGAAGAAGGCGGUUGGCAUGUAUGUCACUGCUCUCGACGAAGUUGCGUGGCUCUUCAACCUGCGCGGUAACGAUGUCGAGUACAACCCGGUCUUCUACUGCUACGCCUCCAUCACACACGACGAGGCCAUCCUCUACGUCGAGGAGUCCAAGGCUGACCAGUCCGUCCGCGAGCAUCUCACGGCCAACGACGUCAAGAUCAAGCCCUACAGCAGCUUUUUCGCUGAUGUGGAGAAGGCUGCUGACGGCAAGUACCUGAUCACCGACACCGCUUCGUGGGCUGUGAAGACGGCUAUUGGCGGCGAAGAGAAGGUCGAGGAGGUCAAGAGCUCUAUUACCGAUGCCAAGUCGGUCAAGAACGAGGUCGAACUGGAGGGCAUGCGGGCCUGCCACAUCCGUGACGGCGCUGCUCUCACCUCCUACUACGCCUGGCUCGAGAACCAGCUGGUCGAGAAGAAGGCGUCCAUCGACGAGGCACAAGCCGCUGACCAGCUGAUGGAGUUCCGGAAGAAGCAGGAUCUCUUUGUCGGCGAGUCGUUUGCUACCAUCUCCUGCACCGGCCCCAACGCCGCCAUCAUGCACUACCACGCCAGACACGGCAAGAGCUCGAUCAUCGACCCCAACGCCGUCUACCUCUGCGACGCGGGCGCCCAGUACUACGACGGAACCACGGACACCACUCGCACCAUGCACUUUGGCACUCCGACCGAGCGCGAGAAGGAGGCGUACACUCGUGUCCUCAAGGGUCUCAUUGCCCUGGACCGUGCCAUCUUCCCCAAGGGCGCCACUGGCUUUGCGCUGGAUGCUUUUGCCAGACAGUUCCUCUGGAACGCCGGUCUCGACUUCCGCCACGGCACCGGCCACGGUGUCGGUUCGUUCCUGAACGUCCACGAGGGCCCCAUGGGCAUUGGCGCCCGCCCGGCCUACAGCGAGUUUCCCCUCAAGCCCGGUAACGUCAUCUCGAACGAGCCCGGCUACUACGAGGAUGGCAACUUUGGUAUUCGUAUCGAGAACGUCAUUGUCGUCAAGGAGGUCAAGACGAAGAACAACUUUGGCGGCACACCCUACUACGGAUUUGAAAACGUCACCAUGGUCCCGUACUGCAGUAACAUGAUGGACCUGUCCCUGCUUACCCAGGAGGAAAAGGACUGGAUUAAUGCCAAGAACAAGGAGACUCUGGAAAAGACACAGGGCCUUGUUGCUAAUGACCAGCUGGCGCUUGCCUUCCUCAAGCGUAACACUCAACCCAUCUAA
This is a messenger RNA of Akanthomyces muscarius, 1890 nucleotides long. RefSeq lists its product as uncharacterized. The transcript has 5 exons. Gene Ontology annotation, molecular function: metalloaminopeptidase activity. The record is from RefSeq and is a predicted model, not a curated record. Bases 1 to 1890 code for a protein of 629 amino acids. Lineage: Eukaryota; Fungi; Ascomycota; Sordariomycetes; Hypocreales; Cordycipitaceae.